AUGUCUCCUAGCAAGAACAUCAACAUUUGCCCCUGGGAAUACCUCCAUAUGCUCGAGUCGGCCAAGAGCUUCACAUUUGUUGAUCUGCGCUUCUUCGCCUUGGGUGUCGAGACUCGAGACGACAAUGCAUCUAGCGUGAUUAGUCAUGAUGUUUACGUCGACGGCGGUCUGGUGGAAGGCAUCGAGCCUACAAUCUACAUCCAUCCUACACAUUUACACAGUACACACACCGAGUCAGCUCAACUCCCAUUCGUGAAAUCAAGGCUGCUGUGCCGGGUAUUUCAACAAAUCAAGGGUACAACGUACGGUUGA
This is a messenger RNA of Penicillium diatomitis, 312 nucleotides long. RefSeq lists its product as uncharacterized. The transcript is spliced from 2 exons. Lineage: Eukaryota; Fungi; Ascomycota; Eurotiomycetes; Eurotiales; Aspergillaceae. The record is from RefSeq and is a predicted model, not a curated record. The coding region runs from base 1 to 312 and encodes 103 amino acids.